Messenger RNA from Drechmeria coniospora, 2463 nucleotides. RefSeq names its product 5-Methylcytosine G/T mismatch-specific DNA glycosylase. Bases 1 to 2463 code for a protein of 820 amino acids. Gene Ontology annotation, cellular component: nucleus. Lineage: Eukaryota; Fungi; Ascomycota; Sordariomycetes; Hypocreales; Ophiocordycipitaceae. The record is from RefSeq and is a predicted model, not a curated record. Gene Ontology annotation, molecular function: DNA binding. The transcript has a single exon.
AUGCCGUCCGAAGAGCGUGACGUCGUCGUCGACGCUGCCGCCAGCAAUCUCUCUCGCGACAGGACUCGACGCUCCAAGGCGGACCGCAAAUCAGACAAGGAUGGCGAGCAUCGCCACAGAUCGUCCAAGACAUCACGUAGCAAGCUGGGAGGAGAUGCCGCCGACGCCGACUCGACUCUGUCGUCGACGAAACGCCAUCGCAAAAAGGACAAGGACAAGAGCGAGCGGCCAGCGUCGACGAGCGACCUUGCCGCCAGCUUGUCCAACAUUUCCUUGAUGACCCCUCGGAUUUCCCUGCCGUACCCUACCUUCAGCAAGGCCCACAGCAAGGAGGCGGUCCAUAGCCGGGAGGACUUGUCCGGCACGAAGCAAUCAAAUCCGUUGACCCCGGAGCCGACGGAUGUUGGCAACGAGGAGCGCCGAUCCAAGUCGACGUCGAAAAAAUCGUCGCGGCCCCCUAGUCCGCCCGAGACAGAUCUCGUGUCCGACAAGAGACGGGCUGAAAGACUGUCCAAGGAAAAGGCCGGCGCCAAAUCUGCUUCUCGCAACGAUGAUGGAGUCUCCAAGCUGAGUCGCAAGUCGGCCUCGUCCAGCCAGGCCACCUACGUCAAGUCCUCGAAGAACAAGUCGUCGCACGAACGACUCCGAUCUUCGUCCUCGCUGAGAUCAGCCUCCUCACGUCACUCCACCAAGCGCUCCGCACCCAUCCGAACCAGCUCCAAGAGACACGACCCUCCGGAGGAUGAAUCCUCGCCGUCGAGCGCCCAAGACUCAUCCCCGAGAACGCCAACGCCGCCUGGCCAGUUUCCCUCCAUGCAUCGCAAGGACAGGCCGGCGCCGAGACCUGUCGUCGGAGAAGCCAACGGUCCAUUCAACAAUGCCAUUCCCGCCUCGGCACCGGCCCUCGAUGUCCAAGACGCACCGCGAGUCGAUUACCUUUUGCAAAAUGGCGGCCUCGCCUAUACCGUCCCCCAACACUUCUUGUCCGUCCUGCCGCCGCCAACCGGUGCGCGAUGCUCGGGCUCGCCGCUCAACGGCGCCGAGACGCUGUUCGCGCCCUUCUUCAACCUUCUCGACCAGUAUGCGACGGUCGUUUCGAGGCAAGGCUCCAUCGCCGUCGCCACGGGCCAUCGCUCCGUCGCACGCCGUCUGCUCGAUAGGCUCGAGAAUGUCUUCUCCCGCGACCUUCCCCCGCACGGCUGCGCUUGCGUCGUCUGCGAUGGAUCCCACGAGAUUCACAGAGGACUGAACUGGGGCGACGUCCUCGAGUGGGUCUGCGGCCGCGUCGAGCUACCGCCGUGGCCGCCGUUCGAUCUCGCAGAAAUUGGUACCAAGGCAGCCGAGGACUCGGCCGACGUGCCCCGUCGGCCCGAGUCUCCCAUCAACAUGGAUCCCGACAUUGCCGAGGAAUUCAGGGAGCACUACCUUCGCCAGUCGAAAAAGGUCAGGUCCGCCGUCGACAAGUGGUUGAACAAGACGGGCGGAUCGCCCGUGCCUCUCCCUCAGGAGGUCGACGACGAGACCUUGGCCUUUGCCGUUUUGACCAGCAUGGAUCCCAAGGAUCGACCCUACUUCAGCGCCCUCCUCUCCGGAUCUCGCGAGCUAAAGUCGUUUAUGCGCGGCUCGAUCCCUGGCUUCCAGACUCGCAGCGAUUUCAUCGUCAAGUGCGGUCUAUCCCUUCAGCGGCUGUACCGGCUGCAGCAGGCACCGCGCGAUGCCGAGUCGGCCAUGUAUCUCGUCAAGAACCCGCACACGCACGACCUGCUUGUCACCAUCUCCAGCAUCAACAAUUCGGAAUGGGAGAUCCUCACCUCGGGCCGUUUCGACGGUUUCCUGUGGUCAGGCGCCGACGCCGACGGCGGCACGUCCGAAGCAUCGGCCGGCGCGUACCUCGGAAGCCGAUCAACCAUGAGCCCGGGACUCCAGACACCACCGGCCACGGGCUUCAGAAAUGCAAAUCCGCACUCUCCGUACUUUGCGCAGGAACCCUCACCGGCGUCGUUUGUCAGCCUCGCAUCGUCUGGCCUUCCUGGUGGGAAGCAGCCCGUGUCCAACGACGAGGAGAUGGAGAUGGAAGCCGCCGCCGCCAUCGAACGGGAAAUAUACCUUGGCAUGGAAACGCUCGAGGAUGCGUUUGAAAAGCUGCAUCAAAAGGCCGAGAUGGUCCGCACGGCCCUGCGACUGCGAGGAGCCGGCCUGAUGCACAACAUCCAAAACCGCCGACGCCUGAGCGUGCCCCGGAACGCCGGCCCUGACAACGGCCAGACCGGUGCGGAUGAACGGCCCACAUGGGAGGCUGGGGGUGAGGCCGACGGCGGAAGCGAUGACGACUGGUGCAUGGACGAUGCGGACAUAAUGCCCGAUGAUUCGGCUAGUAACAUCAGCAGCUCCAGGCACAGACGCCCCAAGAGACGCACAGAACGGCGCACACCUGCCGUCAUCGAGGAAGAUGACGAGGAGUGA